CUGCCAGUUGCUGCCGUUGCCGCCGUCAGCGCUGAGUGGCAGCUGGGCAGCGAGGACGGAGCCGCUACCUGCUUCUCCUGCCCCGCGGGCCGCAGCGGCCCCCGCCCCAGCCCGUUCUCCCGGCGCCGCGGUGCGAGCGGAGGGGGCCGGGCGGGGAAGCGCUACCUCCGCUCCGCCUCUGAGCGCAGCCCGCUGCGGGGAUGUGCCAUUGCCAUGGCGAGGCGGCUCUUCCCGGGGGCCUGGCUCAGGAAACGCUACUACGCUCAGGUCAGAUACGAUGCAGGCAGCCAAAGUGUGAGCUUUCUUACACUGGCCCAUUGCUGACCUGAGCCCUGAUUUGGAGGGACCACCUUCUAUAAGGGUUCGCUUCUCAUAUAUGCGAAUGAAGUAUCUCUUCAUCUCUUGGCUAGUAGUAUUUAUUGGCAGCUGGAUUAUAUAUGUUCAGUACUCCACUUACACAGAGCUAUGCAGAGGUCAUGACUGUAAGAAAAUAAUAUGUGAUAAAUAUAAGACUGGAGUUAUUGAUGGAUCAGCAUGUAGUAGUCUUUGCGCUAAAGAAACUCUGUAUUUUGGAAAAUGUUUGUCAACAAAACCCAAUAACCAGAUGUAUUUAGGAAUCUGGGGUAAUCUACAAGGUGUCAUAAAAUGCCAGAUGGAAGAAACUAUUCAUCUUGAUCUUGGAACUGAACUGGAACCAAGAAAAGAAAUAGUUCUGUUUGAUAAACCAACUAGAGGAACUACUGUUCAAAAAUUCAAAGAAAUGGUAUAUGGUCUUUUUAAACGAAAGUUGGGUGAACAGGGAAAUCUUUCUGAACUGGUUAAUCUCAUCCUGUCAGUUGCUGAUGGAAACAAAGAUGGUCGAGUUUCCUUACCAGAAGCAAAGUCAGCGUGGGCUCUUCUGCAGCUAAAUGAAUUUCUGCUUAUGGUGAUCCUCCAGGAUAAAGAACACACCCCAAAAUUGAUGGGGUUUUGUGGAGAUCUCUAUGUGAUGGAAAGAGUUGAAUAUACCUCUCUCUAUGGAAUAAGCCUUCCAUGGAUCUUAGAACUUUUCAUUCCCUCUAGUUUCAGAAGAAGCAUGGACCAGUGGUUUACUCCAUCAUGGCCUAGAAAGGCAAAAAUAGCUAUAGGGCUUUUAGAAUUUGUGGAAGACAUUUUCCAUGGACCUUAUGGGAAUUUUCUUAUGUGUGAUACCAGUGCCAAAAACUUGGGUUAUAAUGAUAAAUAUGACUUGAAAAUGGUGGACAUGAGAAAAAUUGUACCAGAAAUUAAUUUGAAGGAAUUACUUAAAGAUCGUCACUGUGAGUCUGACUUGGACUGUGUUUAUGGUACAGACUGUAGAACUCUAUGCGACCAAAGUAAAAUGAAAUGUACCACAGAAAUAAUUCAGCCCAACUUGGCAAAAGUAUGCCAGUUACUAAAAGACUAUCUGCUUCGCGGUGCUCCGUCAGAAAUACGCGAAGAGUUAGAGAAACAACUGUAUUCUUGUAUUGCCCUUAAAGUCACAGCAAACCAGAUGGAAAUGGAGCAUUCUUUAAUACUAAACAACUUAAAAACUUUAUUGUGGAAGAAAAUAUCCCAUACAAAUGAUUCUUAGUACCUUUAACCACAGAAGAAAACAUUGUUGCCACUAUAGGAGAUUUACCACUUUUUAUCAAAUGCAUCUUUGGCAUUUUUAAAAUAUUUCUUCUUAGCUCAGAAUUCAUUAACUUUCCUAACUCUUACUCCAGCAAACACUGCUACUAUAGUGCUUCUCAGAGAGAGAGUGUGCCACUUAAUGAAUUGUCUGGCAGAAGUUACAAGAGCCUUGUGGUUAGAAUGCUCCAUCAUGGAAAUAAACCAUGUGCUUGCCCUCCCCUUGCACUUUGGCAGAAGACCCUAAACUGGGGUCUCUGGCUGUCAAUAUUCACUGUGCUACCAUAUUGACUAAUUUAAUUUUUUUUUUAAUGCUGUGACUAGCAUCAUUCAUUUGUAAAUAUCCACUGAGAAUUAUUUUUUUCCAAGUAGUGUUACAAAUGCUUGCCAAAAGACCCACCGCUAUUAGAAAUAAUGUGCUUGAGUCCAAGAGACUCUUUUGAAUGAACUGAACAUUUUGAAAAUGAAGUUUACUAAUAACUUAGCAUGGCAAAAUUUGCACAAUGGGAAAUUUUUAAAUUGCUAAACUCAAUGUGACAAUUACAAUUUAUUCCAGAAAACUGGGUAUUUUAGUAUGAGAGAUUUUUAGUUAGAUUUUGUUUGCAUUCACCUUUUUACCUCAUACUUACAUAUAUCUUGAAUGUUACCACAUUAGCUGAAAGUUCUUAAUUAAAGGUCCUGGUACAACAUGCCAUGUUGGGAGCUAAGAAUUUAAAAUAUGUAUUAUAAAUUUUAAAAGUUGCAUAUACUAGAGCAACAAUAUACUGUUACACAGUGGGGAAACAGAGAAACUACAAAGCCUGAGUCUUGAAAGAUAUAAGGAAAGUUAAGCAAUAGCCAGUUUUUAAGCCAGGGAUUUUGUGGAUUAGGUGAUUCUAAAAGGGUGAGGAGUUAAAGAACUUUAAUAGUUUUGGUAGCUGCAGUGUGGUAGCCUUUAUAAUGGAGAUCCUCAUAGUAAAUGUUUAGAGUCCUUAGUUUGACUUAAGUGAAGUAAGUAUCUAACAAACUACAUUUCUAACACUGAUGUAGUCUAAACGUUUGAUUUUGUAGCUAAGGCGGUGUGGCAAGAUCAGUCUUGCAUUUACUUUCUCCUGGUUUACUUUAACAAAUGUCUAAAUUAUAGCUAGGCCUAAGCCACAGGACAGACUCUAGAUCCUGAUCUGGAUUUCCCUAAAUUUUGGAAGUGUUCAUUUAUGUAGUUUUUUGUUUCUCUUUGGGUCCAUCUUUACCCUCAGCACUAAAUUAAUAAUUAGUUUAUUACUGGAAAUAUUCUCCUUGGCAUGUUCUUGUUUAAAUUUUUGCAGGAUGCUAGGUUUAUUCUCUGCAGCUCUGAAGCAAUGAGUGAAUACUAGACUUGGAUCAUGAGGGAAAUAACUUGUGAUCUCAUCUUAACUCCCAUUUGCCCACAUUCCACACUGUUCUUGACUGCUCAAGAGUGGCUCAAGUCACAAAUGAGACUUUGCAGAACUCUGUGUGUGUCUAAAGCACUUGUGAACACUAUACUUGGUAUUCACCCAUUACUAACCCUUCGUAAGCACUUAAUUCACUUCUACCUUUUGUUCAAGGGAGAUGAGGAAAAAACCUUUUAUUUAAAAAGUACUAUUUAAAGUGUUAAUUCUUUUUACUGCUUUGCAGGCCUUUUGUGUUCAACUUGUUUCUUAAAUGAUUAUUAGUACCUGGAUUCAACAAAAUUCUUGUUCAUGAAGGCAUAUAACAAACAUACUUGGAGAAGGUAAAAUUAUCUAUGUGGGAAGUAUUAAUUCUCUUGUUUUAGGUGUGGUUUUGCUUUUUUGUAAAUAUUCAGUUGUUUGACUCUUGCACAGUGUCUACCAUUCUGCUGUCUCCUUAAAGUUGACUGAUCUGCCCUCCAAGAAGAGGUGCUAAUAUAUCUGCAACUAGUAAAGAAACCAAACAUUAAGUAUAUCAUUUUCUUACCAUAUAAAUCUGAAUGUGAAUACUAUGAUGGCUAUUAGGCAUUGAAACUAUUGAACAAAAUAGUGUGAAUAUUUUAAAUGUUUUUUGGAUAACUGGAAACUUGUCAACAAUGCAGUUUAUUGUACAUUUUUAUUGCUAUUGCAACACCUUCAGGAGCUUUCAUUUAGAGUUUUGUUUACAAUAAAUCAAAGGAAUCCUU
Trachemys scripta elegans is the source of this 3766-nucleotide messenger RNA. RefSeq names its product divergent protein kinase domain 1A (gene DIPK1A). Lineage: Eukaryota; Metazoa; Chordata; Testudines; Emydidae. The coding region runs from base 377 to 1594 and encodes 405 amino acids. The transcript is spliced from 6 exons. The record is from RefSeq and is a predicted model, not a curated record.